Messenger RNA from Tarenaya hassleriana, 872 nucleotides. RefSeq lists its product as uncharacterized. The record is from RefSeq and is a predicted model, not a curated record. The transcript has 5 exons. Gene Ontology annotation, biological process: lipid metabolic process. Lineage: Eukaryota; Viridiplantae; Streptophyta; Magnoliopsida; Brassicales; Cleomaceae. Bases 1 to 552 code for a protein of 183 amino acids.
AUGGCGCUCCCUGUAUUCACACGACUCUGCUUUUGCAUCUCAUCCAAGUUCAAUAACAGAGCACGUGUGAGGAAUGCUCAAAACGAAGGGGUCUGCACAUUGUGUGAGGAUUAUGUUGCCGUUGCCCUUGACUACCUUGGGAGAAACGAAACACAGUCUGAGUGCAUUGCUUUGGCCGAAUAUUACGUCCCUCUGUUCUUCUUACAACUCGAGUCGCUUCAACCUGAGGAUUUCUGCAGAAGGGCUGAUCUUUGUGAAGGAGCAGUGGCUCUUGCAGAAGAAGCUCGGCAGAACAGUUGUGACGCGUGCCAUAGGGCUGUUUCGGAGGUUUUGAACAAGUUACAAGAUCCUGAUGCACAGCUCGAUAUGAUCGCAACCCUUCUGAAGGGUUGCAAAUCGCUCAAGAACUACGAGAAGCAGUGCGAGAAAUUGGUGUUUGAGUACGGACCUGCGGUUCUAGUAAACGACGUUUGCACUCUCCUUCACGCCUGUCCGGCCCAGAAGAUGACAUUGUUGGAGAUGUGUGAGUCGCCAGCGGUGGCGGACUCAUGAAUGCUUCACGGGUCAGAUGCUGUUGCGGUGAGUGAAUCACAGUAAAAAAGAUUCUGUAACUCGGAAGCAUUGCUAUCCAUUAUUCAGCACUUUAAGAUUUGCAGCAAACUCAGCCAGCAUCUCAACUGUUGUAACAAUUGGCUGCACAUACGGUGUCCACGUGGAUGCCGUGGUUUGUACAGGUCGGUGAAUAUUUGAAAAUGAAUCGUGUCUUGCAUACUUCUACAUGAAUGGUUACAUCCAGGGCUAUUGGUAUAAUUAAGAUGAUAGAACGUUUUUAUUUUAAUUAUUUAUUUGUUUAUUAAUGAGUUAUUCAUGUU